UGCAACCAGAGUGGCGAUUGCAAUUGGAUCUUAACGCCUCUGAAGAGAUAUCACAGUUCUGGAAACAGUACUGAGCUUAUCCCUUCACUCCUGGUAGUCGUCCCAGCCCAGUGAAAGGUUACAAAAUGUCUUUAACAUAUGAAGAAAGCAUUGAAAUCAUCUUGAUAUCAGGAGAAAGAAGCACACGGGCCGUUGCUGAGGAUUUCAACAGUCGUCACCCAACCAGACAGCCCAUCACUCACAGCGCAGUUGCCAAGCUUUUGGCCAAAUUCCGAGCAACAGGUUCUGUCGCAGAUAAACCUAAGGCUGGAAGACCAAAAUCUGCCACCGAUGAAGCAACAACAGUGAGUGUGUUGGCAUCAUUUAGCAAGAGUCCGCAACGGUGUACUCGUCGCCUAUCACAAGAAUGUGGGGUUAGCCGUACCUCCAUACUGCGAAUUUUAUCGCAGCACAAAUGGCACCCAUACAAAAUUAAGCUGCUCCGACACCUGAACGAGGAUGACCCAGACCGUCGGGUACAGUUCGCAGAAUGGGUGACACAGCAGUUGAAGAUAAACCCACAUUUCCCGUAUCAGGUGCUGUUCAGUGAUGAAGCCAAUUUCUUUAUCAAUGGUGAAGUGAACAAGCAGAAUCACAGAUACUGGUCCGACACUAAUCCGCACUGGAUUGAUGCUUCCAAAACGGUCGACUCACAAAAAGUGAUGGUCUGGUGUGGUUUGUGGGGUACCAAAGUCGCUGAACCAUUUUUUAUUGAUGGUACGUUAACAGCCAACGGUUAUCUGAGAUUAUUGAAUGAAGAAGUGGUUCCCUCGUUGAUUACGGAGGACGAGACAUUUCCGGAAUUCUUCCAGCAUGAUGGAGCCCCACCACAUUAUGAGCACAAUGUGCGAGCAUACCUGGAUGUGCAGUUCCCCCAAGAGUGGAUUGGUCGUAGGGGUGCUGUGGAGUGGCGACCACGUUCACCAGAUUUGACUCCUUUGGAUUUUUAUCUUUGGGGUCAUGUCAAAGCACUGGUUUAUUCUGUGAAAAUACGGGAUUUGCAUAAUCUAAAGCAGCGCAUUGUUGAUGCGUGUGGUCAAAUUCAGCCAGAUGUGUUGGUCAAAGUUCAUCAGGACUGGGUUCGGAGGAUGGCCUUAACAAUUCAACAUAAUGGACAACAUAUCGAUCCAUUACUAUGACUGUUGGUGGUCUUACUGUGUAACAUCGGCGUAAUGUCUCUUCGGCACAUAACACACAUGCUGCCGAGCGUCUCACCGCUGCCACAUGUAACUGGCUAUAACCCGAGAACGAAUAAAGCUAUGUUUAAAAUAACAA
Messenger RNA from Schistocerca serialis cubense, 1314 nucleotides. RefSeq lists its product as uncharacterized. The transcript has 2 exons. Gene Ontology annotation, molecular function: nucleic acid binding. Bases 126 to 1178 code for a protein of 350 amino acids. The record is from RefSeq and is a predicted model, not a curated record. Lineage: Eukaryota; Metazoa; Arthropoda; Insecta; Orthoptera; Acrididae.